AAAAAAAAAAAAAUAAGUAAAAAGAGAAAACCGAUGGGAAACAACAGUUUGAACUAUCGUGUAAAGUGGUUGGUCGAGUAUAAUGGCUUCGUCGGCGUCCGAGGUAUCGAGAGGUGCGAAGAAGCGAACAGUCUUAACCGGAAGACUUCGAGCGGACCUCACGAGUGGAAAUGCGGAAGUUGAAGACGAAGCUGGUCUCGCUUCGAGUCGAAACGGCGAAGAUGGUCGUGAUUCUGGCUUGUCUUCCGAGUCUUCGACGCCAACAGUGGGAUCGCCGAUACCGAGGCAACGAAAAGCUACGAGCAAUCCGAUUAAUAUCGCCACCUCUUCGGUGAAAUCACGUGUCACGAGUCAGACCGGAAGAAACGAUUGUGAUAAAACGACAAAGGUAUGGCGAAGUAGAUCCGUGACUGAUUCACCACGUUCCGUAGAUAGUACACGUAGUCGUCAGUUUUCCAGUCCUUUAAGGAUAUCAAGAAAUAUCCAGUCACCGAGUCUCGACUCUGGAGAUGAAGGAAGUCUCCGACUUGAUCGUGAUACCUAUCAACACAUGUUUCAAGACAUUGUUUCAAUAAAAACGAUGCUUCUGAAACUGAAACGAGUACUUCAAGAGAAUGGUCUCUUCUGCAACGACAGUGGUACCGCGGAUGUUAGUACAUCUCCAGGUACUGGUGGCAGUAAUAUCGUCGAUGAAUUGGCUGAUUUACGUAGGCAGGUUGUCUUUUUACAAGGCCAAGUAGAGGAUAGAGAUCGAACUAUUCAAGUAUUACAGUUCCAAAUAUCAAAACUUCAAGGACCUAAUAGUGACGGCCAAACAUGUGCUUUAACCAGUAAUUACAAAAACCUUUUUUCCUCAAAUACUUGCAACGCUACUACGCAAACAGAGAAGGUACGUUUACAAUUGACUAUCUUUGAUAAGAUAUUAUUUAUGGUACGAAAAAUCUAGUGUUACAAUGUUAUCGUGCAACUCAUCAAUUUUCACAUUUCUCGAUCCUGUCUGAUCCGGCGAGCAAACGAGUAUAAAUCAAAUUCCAUUCAGAUAAUAUAAGUUAUUUAAAAAAAAGAGUAAUGUAUGAUAUUUUGAAGUACAAUCGGACGAGACAUAUCUUAUUCAAUUUUCACGAAUUAAAAUCUACCAAAUUCUACGUCUAUGCUUUAAACGUGUAAUAUUAUAAAUGCUUUUCUGUAAACGAAUAAUUCCCAUUUAGACUCCUUUGCCCGCCAUCAAAGAGUUACACUCGAAAUAUUUCAACAAUCGAAGAAUCAAUAUUUUUUUGCUUCACGUGUCAAAAGCACACAUAGCAACGUUGAAGAGGGAUUUUCUCUUCAAAAAUGGCACAAAUGGCAAAGUUUUGCAAAAUGAUUUUUAUUGUGCACAUUAGUUGAACGUUUCAUAAUAGUACAUAUACGUUUUAUAAUUUAUAAUUCACGUUAGUUAUAAAUUGUUUUUUAGUAAAAGUAUAAUUACUUUUAAAUUGCGUAAUUUCACUUAACAUUAUUCACAGCAGUAUUUAUAGAAAAUCGUGUUAUUUAUUUGCUAAAACUUAUACUAAAUUCACUUGGUUAAUGACAAUUUUAUUUAGGAAAUUCCAGAAAUUUGUUGUAGUAUUCGUUAUAUAUAAUUUUAGUAAUUUCUUAUAAUACACAAUUCAAUAUUGAAAUCUUGCAUUUAAUUAUACAAGAGGUUGUCAGUCUGUUCCAAGAAUCAUUUACUCUAUUUUUCAAACUUUCGAAAGUUGUAAAUUUUUCAGUAAAAUUAUAAAAUAUACAAUUUUAGUCAAAGCUGAUUGAAAUAUCAACAUGUUCUUCCGGAUCUCAUGAUAUCACUCAUCUUACAUAAUCUAUAUACCAUACAUGAUACAUAAUUUGUACUAUAUUUAUACAAUAUUAUUCGUACUAUACACAUUUAAUCCUUUCUUUUCCAAACUAAUUUUUGCCUAUUUUACGAUAAACAAUCGAAUUCUUUACGGUUGUCUACGUAACAAUAUGUCUACAAAUGAAUUUUUAUGUUAGAGCUUGUUAGAGCUAGAUCCAUAUAAAAUUUAUAUCUGAUGAAAUAAAAAUAUAUCUGUAAAAAUAAAGAUAAAUUAUGGAUGAUAAAUGAUUUAAAAAUAAUCGACAAAUAUAUCCAUAAGGUCAUAAUUAAUCCUAAGACAAUCAAUAUCUUUGAAAUGUUCGAGUAACUAAAAAAUUACAUAAAUAACACAUAAAAAUAUAUGCAUUUUUUAAAAUUGCUCUCUCACGAAAUACGAGAAGUAUGAUUCAUCAUUGUUUCUUCAUUGUGACUUUCAAUUUUACGUGAAAUGCAAUUGAGUUCUUUGUCUAGAAUUCUAUGAUUGAUUUCUGAUGAAGGUAAUUUCACUUCUUAAUUCUAAAUACAUAGCCAUAUUGCUACCGUGGGAACGAAAGGAUAAACGUCUUCACACGUAUAUACAAUUUCGACUUUCAAUUUAUUACGAGCACAAAUACAUAUAAACGUCGUAAAAUUGUUGAUUGAAUAUGUCCAAAUAUUUUCAACCAUAUCAUACCACAUUAUUAGAUAUUAUCUAAAUAUUAUCUUAGAUAGAAUUAUAUAUAUUAUCUAUUAGAUAAUAUUCUAUAGAUAAUAUUCUAUAAUAUUCUAUAGAUAGAAUUAUAGAUAUUAUCUAUUAGAUAGAAUUAUAUAGAUAUUACAUAUUUAUAUUAUUAUUGUUAUUAUUUUGUUAUUAUACUUUUCAAAAUAACAUUAACAUUACAAAUAAUACUAUAUACAAUAUAUUUAUAGUUUUCUCAAUUAUCAAUACUAUUUUAACAAAAAAAAAUACUAUUUUAACAAAAAAAAAUACUAUUAUUUUACUAUUUGUUAUAUUGUUUAUUGUUAUAUUAUUUAUUUAUUUAUUUAUUUAUUGUUUGUUUGAUUGUGGAUAUAGACACGUCCAGUGUCAGCAGGGCCAUCACUUCUGCAAACACUCCCACAGGAAGAUGUUAUGGGAUCUCUAGUUAGGUGA
Molecule: messenger RNA, 2987 nt
Organism: Heterotrigona itama
Lineage: Eukaryota; Metazoa; Arthropoda; Insecta; Hymenoptera; Apidae
Source: the annotation of a GenBank genome assembly